GAGGCCAACUCACUCCCUACCUAUGUUCUUAUGGACAAGCUCGUACCAUGUUUGUCAUCUGGUAAAAUGAAAACCCUCUUGGUCCAUCAUCUUUAGAGUAGCCAUUGAUGAAGACUUAAAAGCUCUGAAUUUCAGAAACAAGUUCAUUGAGACAACUAACUUGAUUUCAUCAAGGAUUACGAAAGAAUGUCUGAAGCUCUUCAACUACCAGUCAUUGACUUGUCUUCAGAAGAUCGCCUCUCCACUGCCAAAUCUAUUCGUCAAGCAUGCUUGGACCUGGGUUUCUUUUAUCUUGUAAAUCAUGGGGUUGAGGAAGAACUGAUUAAGAAAGUUUUCGAGCACAGUAAGAAGUUUUUCGCACUCCCGCUCGAAGAGAAGGUCAAUUUUGCUGUCAAUAAUCACAGAGGUUACACGGGAUUGUACGACGAGAAACUCGAUACUAGUUUAAAUACCGCCAUAGGUGAUGCUAAAGAAAGCUUCUAUAUCGGUACAUUAGCAGAAAAUCACCUGAAUCAAUGGCCUUCCGAAGAAGAUAUGCCAUCUUGGAGAAGCACAAUGGAGGCUUACUAUAGAAAAGUCUUGUUUGCUGGGAUGAAGUUAAUUUCUUUAAUUGCCUUGGCUUUGAACUUGGAUGAAGAUUUCUCAAAAAUCGGGAGCUUGAGUAAACCAAUGGCCUUUUUGCGCUUAAUACACUAUCCAGGGGACGUGCGCUCUUCUAGGGAAGGGGUAUAUGGUGCUUCUGCACAUUCGGAUUAUGGAAUGGUCACUCUUCUGCUGACUGAUGGUGUUCCAGGGCUUCAGGUUUGCCGGGAAAAAUCCGAGCAACAGAAAGUAUGGGAGGAUGUGCCAAUCAUAAGUGGGGCAUUCAUCGUCAACAUAGGGGACAUGAUGGAGAGGUGGACUAAUUGUUUGUUCCGGUCAACAAUGCACCGAGUGAUACCAACCGGACAAGAACGCUACUCGGUGGCAUUCUUUCUAGAACCCAACAAAGACUGUAUAGUGGAAUGCUUGGAGAGUUGUUGCAGUGAGUCUUGUCCCCCAAGAUUUCCACCUAUCCGUAGCUCGGACUACCUGGAAGAACGCUUUAGACUUGCUGCUACUGCUUCUACUGAAAAUCAUCGGAUUAACAUUUAACGGCUGCAGUUAUGUAUUGUUAGGUAU
Molecule: messenger RNA, 1161 nt
Organism: Hibiscus syriacus
Lineage: Eukaryota; Viridiplantae; Streptophyta; Magnoliopsida; Malvales; Malvaceae
Product: 2-oxoglutarate-Fe(II) type oxidoreductase hxnY-like
Source: RefSeq, a predicted model, not a curated record